Messenger RNA from Prunus mume (Japanese apricot), 4128 nucleotides. The record is from RefSeq and is a predicted model, not a curated record. Lineage: Eukaryota; Viridiplantae; Streptophyta; Magnoliopsida; Rosales; Rosaceae.
AUGACUUGUAUCAUUCUCCACAACAUGAUUGUGGAAGAUGAGUAUGAUUACGAUGCUGAUGAAGUGUAUGAACCAGAUCCCAUGAACACAUCCUUAACACGAAUUUAUGAAAUACCUAUGGGGCCAAAUGGGGGGCCAAAUGGAGAACCAGUGCAGCAUGAUCCGUUGGUUAGAGACGGUAGUUUCAUGCCUCGUAUGAUUCAGCGCUACAAGGAGAUGCAAUCGUCAUAUAUUCAUGAACGCCGUCAAGUUGACUUGAUGGAGCAUUUGUGGGUGGUGAAAAGCAAUGAAGAAAAUGUGGUUAGUGAGGAGGAAGCAGUGCCAUUGAGCUCCUACGACCCAGAGCUCGUAGCGGCUGAGAAAUGCAGCCAACCCAAAACGCAGCAGCAGCAGCCCAAGUGCCUGAGGAGGUCGCCGAGACUUUCUCCGCUGCCCGAUUUGCCUCCCGGGACGGGGGUCAAGAGUAUUUUGGGAAAUGUCGCUUCCAGAAAGUUCGAGAACAAGUGUGCGACGAGCAUAAGAAGGUCUCCCAGAUUUACGUCACCAGUGGUGGAAGCUGAGAAUAGCAAAACUGGGACUGCAUCGCUUCAGCAUAAAAAAAGCAAGCACGGAUGCAUGGGAUCAAAUGCUUACAAGGAUAAAGAUACAGUAUCAAAUGUAGAGAGCUCGGUAGAGAAGUCUGUCAGGAGAUCUCCAAGGCUGAUGAAUCACUCCGAAGCGGAAAGCUGCUGUCUGAAAGUUUCUUCACAAGAGAUAUCCCUGAGAAACUUGGAAUCCCUUGAAAAAAGCUGCUUCAAGGCCAUGUCCUUAAAACCUUCUGAUGUCGAAGCAUCAUCAAGAGAUAUAGAAGUCCAGCAUUUAUCUCUCUCAUGGCAUGAAUGUGGUGAUAAAGAACCUAUGCCCUUGAGGAGGUCUUCAAGGCUAAUGUCAUCCCCUGGAAACAUUAUUAGUGAAUCAUUGAAAAAUUUUGACCUUAAAAAAUUGGAUGAAAAGCACAUACGGAAAUCUCCUAGAUUUUCUCAUUGUGUGAAUGAAAGGCACAUAAGGAGAUCUCCUCGAUUUUCCCUUUCUGUGGCAGCGGAUGAGAAAAAUUCUAAUCUAAAUUCUAGUAUUGUUGGAUUGUUUGAUUCAGAAGAUGAGAGGAGGUCUUCAAGGCUAAUGCCAGCCCCUGAAAACGGCGAUAGUGAAUCGUUGAAAAAUGUUGACCUUGAAAAAUUGGAUGAAAAGCACAUGCGAAGAUCUCCUAUAUUUUCUCAUUGUGUGAAUGGAAAGGAGAUAAGGAGAUCUCCUAGAUUUUCCCCUUAUGUAGCAGCUGAGAAAAACUCUAAUCUAAAUUCUAUUAUCUUCGGAUUGUCUGAUUCAAAAGAUGAGUUUCCAUCCAAGAAGAUAUUGAUGUCAUUAGGAAAAUCUGAUUCAAGAAUUUUUGAUGAAAAAUACUUGAGGCAAUCCCCAAAAGAAGCCACGGCUAUGUUUGAGAAUGAAGGAAGAGAAACAGAAUGCUCUUUGAUUGAAUUGCCGGAGACAUAUGUGAAACAGCAACCAAAGAAAAGGAAAACAUUGGAUUCAUCAGAGAACAGUGAAGAUGAAGAAGAUGAGAUAAUUUUGAAUGUGGAAUGUCACUUUUCUCAAGCUAAAAUUGGCAAUUGCAUCUUCAGUCUUGGAGAUUGUGCAUACAUAAAGGGUGAUGGAGGAAAAAAGCAUGUGGGAAGGAUCUUAGAAUUUUUCAAGACAACUGAUGGAGAAAAUUAUUUUAGAGUCCAAUGGUUUUAUAAAGUUGAAGAUACGGUUAUCAAAGAUGUAGGGGAUGUUCAUGACAAGAGGCGUUUAUUCUAUUCUACUAUAAUGAAUGAUAAUUUGAUAGAUUGCAUAGUUUCAAAAGUCAAUGUUAAACAUGUAUCUCCUAGGGUGGGGUUAAAAGGGAACUCCAUUUUGUCGUCUGACUUCUACUAUGAUAUGGAAUACUGUGUGGACUAUUCCACGUUUCGCUCCUUGAUUACUGAUAAUUCUCUUAAGAACCAAAACUUGCCAGCAUACAAUUCAAUUGAAGCAGUCUCUAUACUGUCAACUGCAAACUUGUUGGAGAAUAUGCCCAGCUCUGAAACUUACAAUGCAGAGUUAGCAGUCUUAGAUCUUUAUUGUGGUUGUGGUGGUAUGUCAACUGGAUUGUGUCUUGGUGCCAAACUGUCUUGUGUUAAUCUUCUCACGAGAUGGGCCCUUGACAGUGAUAAAUCUGCCUGUGAAAGCUUGAAGUUAAAUCAUCCAGAAACGCAAGUCAGGAAUGAAGCAGCUGAGGAUUUUCUAGAACUGUUAAAAGAAUGGGAAAAGUUAUGCAGACGGUAUACAGUCAAUGAUGUUGAAAGAACUCAUCCAUUAAGAUCAAAAACAUCAAAAACACCCAAGAAUAGUAAUGAGAUUGCUACAGACGAAUAUGAAGUUUCGAGGAUUGUUGAUAUCUGCUACGGUGAUCCUAAUAAGACAGGAAAGCAUGGAGUAAACUUUAAGGUGCAUUGGAAGGGUUAUAGUAGCAGUGAAGAUACAUGGGAACCAAUUGGAGGGUUAAGUAACUGCCUAGGAAGCAUACAGGAUUUUGUACGAUAUGGGAAGAAGGUGAAGAUCUUGCCACUUCCAGGUGAUGUUGAUGUAAUUUGUGGGGGCCCUCCUUGCCAAGGCAUUAGCGGCUAUAAUCGCUACAGAAACGUUGAUUCUCCAUUAGAUGAUGAGAGAAAUCAUCAAAUUGUAGUCUUCAUGGACAUUGUAAAAUUUUUGAAGCCAAAGUAUGUGUUGAUGGAAAAUGUAGUUGACAUUUUGAGAUUUGAUAAAGCUUCUCUUGGUAGGUAUGCACUUAGUCGUUUGGUGCAUAUGAAUUACCAAGCAAGGCUAGGAAUACUUGCUGCCGGUUGUUAUGGCCUUCCACAAUUUCGGUUGCGUGUUUUCUUGUGGGGUGCUCAUCCUUGUGAGAAUCUACCUCAAUUUCCUCUUCCUACACAUGAUGUCAUAAUUAGAUACUGGCCUCCACCAGAGUUCGAGCGCAAUACUGUUGCUUAUGAUGAAGACCAACCUCGUGUAUUAGAAGAAGCUCUGGUUCUUCAUGAUGCCAUCUCUGAUCUUCCUGCUGUCACAAACGAUGAAACAAGUGAAGAAAUGUCGUACCAAAAGCCUCCUGGAACAGAUUUCCAAAGAUAUAUAAGGUCAACGCAAUAUGAGAUGAUGGGAUCUGUGUUAGAUGGCACUAUGAAAACAAAAGUUUCACUGUAUGACCAUCGGCCUUACCCGUUGUUCGAAGAUGAUUACUUACGAGUUUGUCAAAUUCCAAAAAGAAAGGGAGCAAACUUCCGGGACCUCCCUGGUGUUGUUGUAGGAAAUGACAAUGUGGCUCGGAGGGAUUCAACUGAAAAGCAUUUGCUGUUGCCAUCAGGAAAACCAUUAGUACCAGAUUAUGCCUUCACUUAUGAACAAGGCAAGUCAAAAAGACCAUUUGCGAGGUUGUGGUGGGAUGAGACAGUGCCCACUGUACUGACGUUCCCAACUUGUCACAGCCAGGCAAUAUUACAUCCAGAGCAAGACCGAAUCCUCACUUUACGAGAAUGUGCAAGAUUGCAAGGGUUUCCUGAUUAUUAUAGAUUCUGUGGGACGGUUAAGGAGAGAUAUUGUCAAGUUGGAAAUGCAGUUGCAGUCCCUGUUGCACGAGCUUUGGGAUAUGCUUUGGGAUUGGCAGUUCGAAAGCUCAGCGGGGAUGAACCACUCAUGACUCUCCCCCGAAAUUUUUCUCAUUCAAAUUAUUUUCAAUUCACAAAAGUUUGGCCUCUUGAGACUGAAGAAUAAUGAUUCUCUCCAUCAUCACCUAUAACGUACUCUCAUAAGUUGCGGCAUUGACAUGAAAUUUUCCUUUAAUUCUUUUUGUCAAGGCUCACUGUGCAUCCUAGCGGAAUGGAUAGGAUUUAACCAUUUUUUCAACUCAGAGUGCCCAAUUUAUUUGCCCUUUUUCUAGAUCAAGUCCACUAGAUUUCGACAUGUCCGUUUGCAUUUGUUCUUGAACCCUCGGUUCAUUUAAACUUAAACCCGAAUUGGUGUCUUGUUCCUAUGUUGUAUUUAUUAUUGUCAAGCUUGUAAUUGUUAUCAUUCAUUAUU